This is a messenger RNA of Geodia barretti, 225 nucleotides long. NCBI's taxonomy places the organism in Eukaryota, Metazoa, Porifera, Demospongiae, Tetractinellida, Geodiidae. The record is from the annotation of a GenBank genome assembly.
CAAACCAAGUGCUAUACGGACACCGCAAACUGUACUUCAUCGUACAGUGUAACGGACUCUCCGCGAAACUGCUGCGUUGGAGAAAUCAACAGCGUCUCGUACGAGACCGAGGACGGCCAGUGCAGAAAGUGCAUAGUGCUCGGCUUCGAGAGGACGACAUAUUCUGUCAAAGAAGGAGAAGAUCUCGUCUUCCCGUUCGGAAUGUACGUGAAAGGUGACAUAGAA